Messenger RNA from Labrus mixtus (cuckoo wrasse), 2006 nucleotides. RefSeq names its product cyclin D1 (gene ccnd1). Lineage: Eukaryota; Metazoa; Chordata; Actinopteri; Labriformes; Labridae. Gene Ontology annotation, molecular function: cyclin-dependent protein serine/threonine kinase regulator activity. The transcript is spliced from 5 exons. Gene Ontology annotation, biological process: regulation of cyclin-dependent protein serine/threonine kinase activity; mitotic cell cycle phase transition; positive regulation of G1/S transition of mitotic cell cycle. Bases 217 to 1095 code for a protein of 292 amino acids. The record is from RefSeq and is a predicted model, not a curated record. Gene Ontology annotation, cellular component: nucleus; cyclin-dependent protein kinase holoenzyme complex; cytoplasm.
CCGGGCGCGAGGCAGGAGUUUUUGUCUCGCGGGGGAAAGCGCUCUGAGCUUCAGAGGGCUCGCGCACACCGGAGGAGCAGCAGCACGCAGCAGCAGCACGCAGCAGCCCCGCAACAAGAGCGUGAUUUAACCCCGCAGAGGAGCCACAGCCUGCCCCGCACAGACCCGCUCUCUAUAUCCAACACAUUAUUAUUUAUAUUCAGAAUAACCUUUAUUAUGGAGGACCAGCUGCUUUGUUGCGAGGUGGACUCCAUCCGGAGAGCUUACCAGGACGUGAACCUGCUCACGGACCGGGUCCUGCACACCCUGCUGCGCGCCGAGGAGAACUACCUGCCGUCUCCAAACUACUUCAAGUGCGUGCAGAAGGAAAUAGUUCCCAAAAUGAGGAAGAUCGUCGCCACCUGGAUGUUAGAGGUGUGCGAGGAGCAGAAGUGUGAGGAGGAGGUGUUUCCGCUGGCUAUGAACUAUUUGGACAGAUUUUUAUCGGUGGAGGCCACCAGGAAAACGAGGCUGCAGCUGCUGGGAGCCACGUGCAUGUUUCUAGCAUCCAAGAUGAAGGAGACUGUUCCUCUGACGGCGGAGAAACUCUGCAUCUACACCGACAACUCGGUGCAGCCCGGAGAGCUGCUGCAAAUGGAGCUGCUGGUUCUCAACAAACUCAAGUGGGACCUGGCUUCAGUCACGCCUCACGACUUCAUCGAGCACUUCCUGUCCAAGCUGGAGAUCCACCCGUCCACCAAGCAGAUCCUCCGGAAACACGCGCAGACCUUCGUGGCUCUGUGUGCGACAGACGUUAACUUCAUUGCCAGUCCUCCGUCCAUGGUGGCGGCGGGCAGCGUGGUGGCAGCGGUUCAGGGACUCUAUCUAAAGAGUCAAAACGCCUCCCUGUCCUCCCAGAACCUCACCAACUUCCUGUCACAGGUCAUCCGCAGUGACCCGGACUGCCUGCGAGCCUGUCAGGAGCAGAUCGAGUCUCUGCUGGAGUCCAGCCUGCGGCAGGCUCAACAGCACGCCGGCAGCACGGAGAGCAAGCGAGUGGACGAGGACGUGGACCUGUCCUGCACCCCCACAGACGUCAGAGACAUCAACAUCUGAACGAUGGAAAGAGCCGCGUCGCUCUGUGAACCUGAUGAGUUGAGGGAACGCUGCCCACUUGAGGGGGUUUUAAGGGAAGGGGGGGUGCCUCAUAUGAACUCAGCCUCCUCCUCCUCCUCCUCCUCCUCCUCCUGCCAUCAUGGCUGACAUGUCACUCACACGUCAGCUAACAGCCAACAAGACGGGACAUAGCGCCCCCCCCCCCCUGCCUCUUGCUCGCCCUGCAACUAAACCCAAAGUUCUAAUUCCUGCCAGCGCCCCCCCUCCAAUAGCGGGAAAAGAAAGUACAGAAAUGUAUAAGAGAGAGAGAGAGAGUCCAUGAGCUGUGUGGGCUGGAGCCACACGGCAGACUUCUCCUCUGACAGUGUUUUAAAGUGGGAAUCUUUAAAUCCACAGACUCCACUGGCCUUCACUCACACACCUACUGAGCGUGUGCAGGAGGGGUCUCUGCAGUCUGUCCAUGUCUGACUCUUAUUACAGGAAAAAGAGCUUUUUACUUUUGUUUCACUUCUGUUGUGUUUCCACUGCCUGGUCCGAGCUCCCGACGUCUUGACACACUCGUUGUAUCCCAGCUUUGCUUCAGUUUUAGUCACUUUAUUAUCUCUCAUGUUAGACCUUCCGUUCUGUUUAGUCUGAGACCUCUCUGUCUGCUCAAAGUGUGAAAAGCUGCUCUGGGACGACGCAUCGGGCUUGUUUCAUGAGAUCAAAUCGUUGCACAAACAAGCAGAGUGCUCCACUGGGCCGCCAGAGGGGCUGGGCGAUGUGUGGAACUCAUCCACUUUUUAUUAUGAUCUCUGAAGAGUCUCCUGAUAUCAAUGAAGGACCGAAGCCUCGAGUAAACAAUACACAUCAAUAUCGUUCAGUAAAAUCAGCUCGAUCACAUUUAGACCCCGUUUUUGUACGGAAGCCCU